This is a messenger RNA of Bipolaris sorokiniana ND90Pr, 570 nucleotides long. RefSeq lists its product as uncharacterized. NCBI's taxonomy places the organism in Eukaryota, Fungi, Ascomycota, Dothideomycetes, Pleosporales, Pleosporaceae. The coding region runs from base 1 to 570 and encodes 189 amino acids. The record is from RefSeq and is a predicted model, not a curated record. The transcript has 2 exons.
AUGCGUCUACUCACUCUUCUCCCCGUUGUCUUUGGACUUCCAGUCUUUGCAACACUCAUCAACACGCAGUAUCCGAUACUGCUCCUUCCUCUCAAGAAAUCUCAACCGGAAACUGCAUUUCCUACUCAGAAAGAUGCCACUGUCAGCUACAGCAACAAGACUGGGAACGAACAGUGGACCGCUGUUAGCUUCUACGUACCCGACAACAACGCCAACGUCUGCCGUCUUCGUUUCUUAAUCAACACUGAUCCUUCCAAGAACGCUCCGUUUAGUCUCAAAGGCGAACCCCCUUUCGUGAUUGACAUCUCACGUGUGGAACCUAAACUUGACAACAGCCGUACUACCUGGAACAACAAGCCCGCGAUCAUUGAGCGCUACGACACUUACGUCUUGUCCACGACUGGUGCGAGUGAGAUCCGGAGUAAAUGGUUUGCAUGCCCAAGAAGAGAUAUCGCCCAGUUCAUCAUUCAUCCGGCCAAUACAAGAGAUUUGGAGGUGUACUGGUACGAGCUGAAUUACGAACCCGAGUAUGGCGGUCCGCAUGGUGCUGUGCUUGAAUUGUAUACCUGA